Messenger RNA from Aspergillus vadensis CBS 113365, 1689 nucleotides. RefSeq lists its product as uncharacterized. The transcript is spliced from 4 exons. Lineage: Eukaryota; Fungi; Ascomycota; Eurotiomycetes; Eurotiales; Aspergillaceae. The record is from RefSeq and is a predicted model, not a curated record. The coding region runs from base 1 to 1689 and encodes 562 amino acids.
AUGGAGACCAUAAAUCGAACCUUCAACAACGCCUCAAAUGCUCUUUGGAACGAGAUCCAUCCCAACCAAACUCCCGAUGGCCAAUUAAACCAGCAGCAUGGCGAUGAGCCUCUCUCUGGAAUCCAAGGCAAAGGAACUGCCACCGAUCCUUAUGAUGCCGGAAACCGUGACGAACAACCUGGUGCUCCCAGGACAAAGGAUAACACCGCUGUCAUCCCCGAACCACUUGCAUCUACCGAUGCUGAUCACGCCCGCAACCCCAAGUCACCCAGCAAUGCCGACUACGGCCCCAAGAAUGUUUUCAUCAGUGAGCCAUACCAGGGUCAGCAGAUGAAUUACCCCAUAAGAGGUGCUUCUUCUGGUAUCAAGCAAGGGCAGUCUCAAGCUGCUGUUCCCGAGCAGCGAACCCAGAUGUCCACCUAUGGUCAAGGAAGCCAUACCUCCGGUAUGGGAGGCCAGUAUACCCAGAAGAGCAGAGACACUGCGGGUUCUUCCUCAGCCACUAGUGGCGCGUAUGCCUACUCUGGACAAGGAGUCCGGGACACCACUGAUCUUCGUGACAACACCUCUGUGGCCAGGGAUCAAGGGGUCUCAAGCAAGUCAGACGUCUCGGGUCCUACUGGCGCGUAUGCCUAUUCUGGACAAGGAGUUGAAGAAACCACGGAUCUUCGUGGAGAUGUCUCCGCGGCCAGGGAUCAAGGAGGUGUCUCCAGCAAGUCGAAAAUGUCCGGCCCUACUGGCGCCUAUGCCUAUUCCGGACAGGUGGCUCAGGAUGACGUGGAUGCACAAGAGCAAGUGAGGGUUCCUACAUCGAUAAAGAAAGAUACGGCAAACCAACGGGCCUCAAGCGCUGCACAGUCUGCUCAGCGCAUGCCAGAUGACGCAGCCAAAUCAAUGCAGAAGGAGAAUGAGUACGGCAGUAAAGCAGUUGCUGGAGGCAUGGCUGGAGGUGUGGCUGGAGGCGUCAUUGGACAACAGGGGAUGAACAGCAAUGCCGGCCAAGGAACUGUUCAGAGCGUCAAUGACGACGAUGUUAGAGCCCGCUCGAUGCAGCAGAAUACCACAUCCCCUAGCUCAGCGAUUGCGGGGGGCUCUGUCGGACAGCAGAGUGCCUAUGGCAACCUCGAUAAGGCACGGGAUGCCCAACAAGAGAGAUUGUCCGCAGCCAAGUCAACUCCAUCAGCAUCCGAGUCCACUCCCAGUGGAGUAGAUUCAGUAAACGCAAGGAGCCAGGUGCAGAAUAAAGAAGCUCGGGUCUAUCAGGACAAAUCAACACAGGAUGAGAGCGGCGCCGCGGUUGGCUCUGCCCAGAAAGGCAGCGGCGCAGGAAUGACCGAAGAAGACGGUGUUGACUCCCUGAAGAAAGGCAAAGAGAGCGCAGAUGACACCGGGGACAAGCUUCCCAAGAACACCAAAGUGAGCGAGGAAGCUCUGAAAGGCCCUAAGACUCCCGCGCGGGAGCCCUACGAGUUUGAGAAGCGCUUGGAUCGUGGGUACAGCCGCUCGAAACCAUCAGGACCCGAUACCAGCAAAAGUUCUAGCGAAGGAGCCGCCGCAGCAACAGCACAGAAGAACAAGGGUAACGGAAACGGCCACCAGCAUCACGGCCCCAUUACUCAGCUGAAGGAGAAAGUGUCCAAGGUUCUCCAUCACAAUGGUAACGGCAACGGCAACGGCACGAAGGCAUAG